Molecule: messenger RNA, 1501 nt
Organism: Columba livia (rock pigeon)
Lineage: Eukaryota; Metazoa; Chordata; Aves; Columbiformes; Columbidae
Gene: AVEN
Product: apoptosis and caspase activation inhibitor
Exons: 6
Coding region: 87-1160 (357 amino acids)
Biological process (GO): negative regulation of G2/M transition of mitotic cell cycle
Source: RefSeq, a predicted model, not a curated record
GCCUACGGGCGGCCUCUUUUCGAGAGUAGGCGGGGACCGGCGCGGCACAGGCCACCGGCGGUGCGGGGGAAGGGCGCGGCCCGGCCAUGCAGCCUGAACGUGGCGGCAGCCGGCCCCGCAGGGAAGGUGGCCGGCACGGUCGAAGAGGGCUUGGCGGCGUGGAGAAGGCGGCCGAGGCAGCGACCGAAAGAAGCAGCGGGGAUGGCCACGGCCGCGGAGGAGGCGGGAGCCGGGGAAGAGGCGGCGCUCACGGGCACCGAGGAGGUGGGGGCCGGGGCAGGCGGGAGCCUCGAGGUCGCGCUGCAGCGCCACCGCCCGCCGCUCAGCACCGCCAGCGGGUAGAGGAGGAUGAUGAUACUGAAUCACGAAAGGAAGAAGAGAAAGAAGAAUGGAAAAGCUAUUCAAGGAGAAAGAUUUUUUCCAACUGGAGCCGCUAUGAGGAUACAGAAAAAGAGGAACAGAGUGAAUGUGGGGAAUCACAGAGAGGAACAGACUUCAGUGUUUUGCUUAGCUCAGCAGGAGAUUCCUUUACCCAGUUCCGAUUUGCUGAUGAGAAAGAAUGGGAUAGAGAAAGCAUAUGCCAUAAGCAGUUCUCUGCGCUUUCUGUUGACUGCCAGUCACUGGUCCAGGCCCUUCAGGAAUUGCCUCUACACCUGAGGCUGAAUGUAGCUGCUGAACUCGUGCAGGCAUCAACACCCGUAGAGCUCCCACAGAUGAAGUCUAAAAUCAUUGAAGACGGCAAGAGGAGGGAGCUGCUGUUCCGACAGUCUCUGCCUCAACGUGAAACCGUGCUGGCCUCUCAUCCUGUUGGUGAUUCUGUUGCUCCAUCAGAGCCUGGAAGUAAAAAUGCUCCUAGGACAAGUGCAGGAGAACCAUUUCAUGGAGCUCAUCCACCAUCAGUGCAAGAGACUGACCAUUUGGAUGAAGAACUAGAUAUUCUCCUAAAUCUAGAUGCUCCCAUUGAUACAGAAAACAGACCGGUGUCAGGAGCAUUAUCCUACAACAUAGCAACUGAGAAAGAGCUGAAAAUGGAUCAUAAGGAAAAUGACCCUUUAAAACUAGACAUGCCGGAAGACAAGGGUACAGCAUCACAACAGAGUACAUCUAAAAACGUUACUGAGGAAGAGCUUGAAGACUGGCUGGACAGCAUGAUUUCCUGAAGCUCAAAUUUCUUAUAUGAAUAGUUGAAUAUAGCAAACAUUAAGUAGGAAGUUCAAUCUUCCUUUAUCUUCUCAUUAUUUUCUUUAUCUUUUCACUUUGUUCAGUGUACAAAUAGCUGGUUUUCUUUGCUAGCACCUAAAUUCUGUGCAACCAAAAUUCAUUUAGAUGCGACUGAAAAUUGUUUAAGACUAAUAUUCUUACAGAGGUAUAAAAUUUAUGAUUAAAUUAAUUAGGGGUUUCUUCGCUAAUGAUGCAUGCCACAGCACAUGAAGAGCACAUUUAUUUCAGCUUGUACUUGCUAUACGUAGUCCUUAAAAUAAAGCUAUGAAUGAACAAUGAA